GGAACGGUUCAGAGAGACUGAGAAAUCAGCUGAGAAAAGCAUUGCAAGCGGCUGACGCUGGAAAAUGAGACUUUUUCUCCUAUUACUGCUAGAAGGAUGCAACUGGCCUCCAGCUCCCCUUUCCCCCUUCUCAGCAAUGACCUCCAAUGGAAAUAUCUAAGAGAACAUGAUCCUCAACAUGAAGGUGGGAAGAAGCUCAAACUGGAAGGCAAGGAGCUGAUGUCAGUGCCUCACCAGCUCUUCACGCUGGAAGGACUAGAGGUUCUGGAGAUGAGCCCAGAGCGAGAGAGUUGCCUGAGGUACAAGAUGGACCUCAUCCCUCGUGAAAUUGGUGGCUUGAAGAAUCUCACUUUGCUCUACCUAGACUCCAACAACUUGAAAGACGUUCCAGUUGAGAUUGGAUCCUUAAUCAAGUUGGAAAGGCUUACCCUCAGCAACAACAGCUUGACUUCUCUGCCUGAGGAAAUCAGUGGCCUCCAGAGACUCCGCAGUCUUCAUCUUGCCAACAAUGGCCUGGUGGAGCUUCCACCACCUCUCUGUCAGCUAAGGAACCUGGUCUUCUUAGAUGUCACUGACAACCGCAUUGGCUCCAUCCCUGACACCAUCCAUCAGCUGCAGAAACUGGAGACCCUGCUGCUGCUUUUUAACCAUCUUAAGUGUUUGCCAAGAGGAAUCUGUUCUUUGAACUCUUUGAGCACCCUCUGGUUAGGACACAACAAGCUCAAGGCACUUCCGUCUAGCUUUGGGCAGCUGGUGAAUCUGGACUGGGGUUGGAAUUAUUGUUCAUGCAAUUUCGAAGGGAAUCCAUUGGAGUGCCCACCCCCUGAAAUAUGCAGUGGGGGGCCUGCUGCCAUUAGAGAGUAUUUUGCCUCAUCAAGGGGACAGAAAGGAUCUGUGUGAGUUGUAGAGGCAGGGGGAUCAUGUUGUGUGAGUCAUGCAUGUAUAUGAGGAAACUUAUAUCUCCUCCUCCAGAGAUAUAUGUAUAAGCCUCCCUGUGUCUGUAAUCUGCAUGUGGGAUUACACCAUAGGGGCCAUUAUAUUUAGUCCCAGUACUGGAUAUUUAAUACAGCCCACACAUCCAGUUCCUGAGGUUAAAAAAAUGACUGCAUGUGAA
Molecule: messenger RNA, 1114 nt
Organism: Pogona vitticeps (central bearded dragon)
Lineage: Eukaryota; Metazoa; Chordata; Lepidosauria; Squamata; Agamidae
Source: RefSeq, a predicted model, not a curated record